Molecule: messenger RNA, 818 nt
Organism: Mastomys coucha (southern multimammate mouse)
Lineage: Eukaryota; Metazoa; Chordata; Mammalia; Rodentia; Muridae
Product: interleukin-37-like
Exons: 6
Coding region: 53-691 (212 amino acids)
Biological process (GO): cytokine-mediated signaling pathway; cellular response to lipopolysaccharide; inflammatory response to antigenic stimulus
Cellular component (GO): nucleoplasm
Molecular function (GO): cytokine activity
Source: RefSeq, a predicted model, not a curated record
UGACCAUUGUUGGGAGUUGAUUGUUGGGAGUUGGACUACAGACUCACAGACAAUGUCAUCUCCAGAUAGCUGCCCAGACGUGAAAAUAUAUCCUAAGUGCUCCAGAGACCCGGUUGAAUUCCAUACAGAGCCAGAAGCAAAAUGCUCUCUGCUGUCAGAUUCCAGCUGCGAUUCUGUGGCUUUCAACCACUCAGGUCCAAGAAUUAACCCCGUUGCCCCAAAUAAGCAUUUUAUUCGUGAUACAAACCAGCAGAUUCUAGUUCUGGAAGGCACCAGCCUUGUGGCAGUUCCAGACAAGCUCAGCAAACAUGGAGAGACCUUUUAUGUGUCAACUUUACCCAAAAAAAAAGCCAGUGGCUCAAAGGCAAAUCACAUUGUUUUGGCUGUAUCUCAGGGAAAACUCUAUCUCUGCUGUGAUAGAGUCAAAGAGCCAAAGCGUCCCUCAUUAGAAUUAAAGAAAAUUAAAGAACUGAGUUCAUUGAGCCACGAGAAGCUCCUGACCUUCACCUUCCUGAAGGAAAAUGCUGGCUCCUACUUCACACUGGAAUCAGCUGCUAAUCGUGGGUACUUUGUCUACACCUCCAGUGUACCCAGGCAACCUGUUGGAGUGACAAAGGAGCUGGGGAAACAGAAAAAUACCCAUUUUGAAUUUGUAAAUGCAAAUGUGGAUCUCACUGAUGUGGAAGACUGAAACACAACAGGACAGUGGCCAGGCCAGCUAUAACAGCAAUAUCUGGUCUCAGCCUGGCACCAAUCAAAAAAUAGGAAUAUCUUCUCUUUAUAAAUGCUACCUGCAGUCAGUAAGCCUGAGGAAUUGA